Molecule: messenger RNA, 633 nt
Organism: Saccharomycodes ludwigii
Lineage: Eukaryota; Fungi; Ascomycota; Saccharomycetes; Saccharomycodales; Saccharomycodaceae
Gene: JLP2
Product: Jlp2p
Exons: 1
Coding region: 1-633 (210 amino acids)
Source: RefSeq, a predicted model, not a curated record
AUGGUCUACUUUUAUCAGUCACUACAUGAAGAAAAUACGACCCAUCCUUAUUGGCUGAUAACAGGAAAAGAUAAAUUUGAAAAUGAUUUAUUAAUCAAAUAUGGCUAUAGAGAGUCCAAUAUGAUUUGGUUCCAUGCCGAUAAAUAUUCUAGUGGUCAUAUAUAUUUAAAACUGCAUGACAAAGAUAAGGGAAUUGAUGAUAUUCCUAAGGAUGUUUUAUUAGAUGUUUUACAAUUGUGCAAAUCUUCAAGCAUACACGGUAACAAACUGCCGGAAUGUAGGAUUAUAUACACACCUUGGUAUAAUUUGAAGAAAUCCGGAACUAUGAAUCCUGGAGAAGUUUCCUUCAAAUCUACCAGGUUUGUUCAACGAAUAAUGUGUUAUCAAAGAAAUCAAAAGAUUUUGAAUAGAUUACAGAAAACCAGAGUAGAAGUUGACGAUUUACAUUCUAUUGUUCAAGAGAGUAACUAUUUUAAAAGUGUACAAUGUCUAUUGUCCGCGGCUAAAGCAUCGAAAGAUCCUGAUUUUCUAAUAGAUUAUGUAAAGAAAAACAAAGAUUUUUUAAUUGAACAAGAGAAACUGAAGAAGGUUAGAAAAAAACAGAAAAAGAGGGAAGAACAAGAGUCCCUGUGA